Messenger RNA from Trichoderma asperellum CBS 433.97, 1100 nucleotides. RefSeq lists its product as uncharacterized. The record is from RefSeq and is a predicted model, not a curated record. NCBI's taxonomy places the organism in Eukaryota, Fungi, Ascomycota, Sordariomycetes, Hypocreales, Hypocreaceae.
UAGGUAUCCCCUUUCAUACACGAUGAUAGGCCCUUGGAAACUGUGCCGUAUAAUCUGGCGCCUAUUCUUGGCCAUCUUCGGGUCUUGGUUGCUUCUCGCCCUGCUGUGGGCGCUUCUUCCCUUUCCUUCCGCUGAACACAAUGACAAUGGCACCGACUACGCAACCAAGGUCCUCCUCAGCGGCAAGACACUGCGCCGAGUAUACUGGAGCUCCGUAAUGGUCGAUGCUUAUACUUCCCGACAGGGCUUUGCGCUUGACUACAAGCUCGAUAGGGCCAACCUCACCCUUGCAGUCUCGGGGCUGGAACAGCCUCUAAGCAUAUUCCGCCAUACACUGGCUGAUGUCAACGGACGCAUGGAGGAAGCCAACGUGACUGCGCGAGCGGGUGAUACGGAUGGCGCCAACUUGCCGUGGUUCCCGCAAGCAGAUGCAAUCUUGCUCUUCUGGCAAAUUCACCGAGAGUAUGCGAAUGUUCCGCUCACACUUCAAUGGUCGGCGCAGGAGGCAGGAGUGGUGCAGAAGUUCGAUAUAUCACUGAAUGGGCGAGGACACGGAGAUGAUGCGCUUUUGUCUCUGAAGAUGUGGGGGAACGACACCUCGACGAUCAGAGCCAGCGUCCCAUUGCAGCCGAAUUCUUCAUCGCCAUCCUACACGUAUCCUGUCCGUGUCGCGGUCAUCCUGGUACUCGCACCAUUUUCACUCUUGUUCGCCGAUGUCGUCGAAUCCUUCGGGGGACUUUUCAACACUCUUGUGUCCUGGAUCUUCACGGCCAUCUUCUUUGGACUCGUGGUGUCAGGUGUAGUUGCAGCUGGCAUGUACUGCUUAGGGAAACAUCCCCAAGAGCUCGUUGACAUGGUUGGAGAUGAGCUGCAGAAGCUGAGAGAUUCCGAGGUAAUGAGAAGGUGGAGAGGCACAGAUGGUGAAGAGGUACCAGCGGGUAAUUCGCCGGAGCAGAAGAAAUCUUCGACUGAAGCGGAUGUCAGCCACGUUUGUUGAGGAUCUGAUGGAAGGUAUUUGUAAUUUGGCCGGCUCAAGGCCCAACGUUGACAAACCUCCUACAUAUCAAUCAUAUAACAUAUUACCGGAACUUAUCGUCAAG